UUUUAAUAUGCGAUGUGUCAAAUUUUGUAAUUAAUAUAGUCUAUUUAAAAUAAAUGACGUCCCUUUAAUGUUUAGUGUUAAACUAGUAUAACCUGGUGGGCAUUUUAAAUUAACAGACGCUCAUUAUAAAGUUCACUCAGCUUUCCCAGCAGCCAUGAAGGUGAUAUGUGGCAGCGGCUAUUUAAGCUAGCUUGUACAGCUCAAGGCUGUUGGAAGAUGGUUUUGAAAUCAGGAACACGGUAGAAUUGGUAGGUGGUGACAAGUGACAAAAUCCAGCCUACCCACCUGCCAACCGGCGAGCCUGGCCUUUGUUUACCUGCUCUUCAGGUAGUUUGUAAGCAGGUAAGGUUGGAGGGGCGGGGUCAGGGCCUCACACGGGAUAGGAGAGAUGCCUGUGGAGGGCGGAAGCAGCAGCGGCUCGGCUUCGGCCGCACGUCACCCCAAGCAGAAGCGCAAAGCACACAGUUUGUCCAUCCGGCGCACCAAUAGCACAGACAUGCUGGAGGGACAGGACUCCAAGCUGCCCCUCGCUUUGCGGAGCAACCUCCUUGACCUGUUUGGACAGAUCGAACGGGAGUUUGAGAAUCUGUACAUUGAAAACCUUGAGUUGCGCCGGGAAAUCGACUCUCUCAACGAGCGUCUGGCUGGAGAUGGACAGGCCAUCGAGGGGGGAGACCCCACCAAGGGAGCCCUCAAAGCCAAAGCCAGCCACAGCACCAGUCAGCUGUCACAGAAGCUGAAGACAACCUACAAAGCCUCCACCAGCAAGCGCUUGUACGCUUUCCAGGACAAAAUAGGCGGAGCUCGCAACUUCAGCGUGCCCACCUGGGAGUUGUGGGGCGGAGAUUCAUGGAUCGUCUCCAGCUUCAAAGCCACCGCCGGCUCCCGGGCCCUGUGCCAGCUGCUCAAGGAAUACGUCGGCCACCGGGACGGCAUCUGGGACCUCAGCGUCACCCGGACUCAGCCCGUGGUGCUCGGCACCGCCUCUGCCGAUCACUCAGCUCUGCUGUGGAGCAUAGAGACGGGGAAAUGUCUGCUGAGGUAUGCAGGCCAUGCAGGAUCAGUCAACUCCAUCAAAUUCCACCCCACCGAGCAGAUGGCACUCACAGCCUCCGGAGACCAGACGGCUCACAUCUGGCGCUACAUGGUGCAGCUCCCGGCGCCGCAGCCGCCGCCAGAUGUCGGCGCUCCAUGCGACGACGACCAGGAUUCAUCCGACAGAGAAGAGGGCGAGGUGGACGGAGACGGUCCCACUGAGGUCCCCACGGUCCGAGUUGCCACAGCAACCCUGAAGAGCCACCAGGGGGUGGUGAUCGCGGCCGACUGGCUGGUGGGGGGCCGACAGGUGGUGACGGCUUCGUGGGACCGCGCCGCCAACCUGUACGAGGUGGAGACGUCCGAACUGGUUCACACUCUGACCGGCCAUGACCAGGAGCUGACCCACUGCUGCACCCACCCCACCCAGCGCCUGGUGGUCACCUCAUCCAGGGACACCACCUUUAGACUGUGGGAUUUCAGGGACCCGUCCAUCCACUCUGUUAACGUCUUCCAGGGACACACAGACACUGUGACGUCCGCCGUCUUCACGGUGGGGGACAACGUCGUCUCGGGAAGCGACGACCGCACCGUGAAGGUGUGGGACCUGAAGAACAUGCGGUCGCCCAUAGCAACCAUCCGCACCGACUCGGCUGUCAACAGGAUAAGCGUCUCGGCCAACCAGAGGAUCGUCGCCCUGCCGCACGACAAUCGACAAGUCCGCCUGUUCGACAUGAGCGGCGUGAGGCUGGCCCGGCUUCCACGGAGCAACCGGAUGGGUCACAGGCGGAUGGUGUGCUGCACGGCGUGGAACGAGGAGAACCAGGCGUGCAACUUGUUCACCUGCGGCUUCGACCGGCAGGCCAUCGGCUGGAACAUCAACAUCCCCGCCCUGCUGCAGGAGAAGUGACCCAUCCAGACCCCGCCCAUUUUUAUUUUUUUUUAUUUAGCAUGGACUGUGAUUUGUGCCAUUUCUGUGUGGAAGUACAUUUUCGUUUUUUUGUGUGUGUGCAGGCGGCUGCCUUUUUUUUUUUUUUUUGCCAAAUAGCUUCUCCUGCAUGCUAGACGAUCUCGGUUUGCAGACGUUGCUUCAAAAGCAGUCGGAGAACAAUCUGUAGAGUAUGUAUAUAAGGUGAUGUGGCCUGAUUCAGUGUCUUUGACGCCUUCUGGGAGGUGCAUUUUGUAAAAUAUGGCAGAGCUUUGAGAUGUCUUUACCCUUCCAGAGCGUUUCCUGUCACAGAACCAAACAUAUCGCGACGUAGGUCUGCCGCGUCUUAAAACGGAGAGCUCAGCAGACGGAGAUCCGGACCCCCGCCUCCUCUCUUCAGUUCAUGAUUAGCCUUCGUGUUUCCAGAUCUCACUUUCUGUUACUUGCCUUGUUCUAUGUUUACGUAGGAGAUUUCUAUUUUUUAUUUUUUAAUAUAUAGACGGAAGUUUAUUCUGGCAGGACAAAGAGGUGUUGAAGAGCGAAGCAAUGAUGGGGAAACGACGGCAUUUAACCACAAAUCCUCCAGAGUCAUUAGAAAACCCAUCGUGUUGCUGCGCCAGGAGCCCACAUAAGUUUACGUACGGUCAUCAUGCAGUAGAGCAGGAUGAAGGGUUUUUCAAAAACAGCAUUUGGGGGUGCUAGCUUGAAUUUACAGAGACUUUUUAAUGUCGUCUACGCCACAUGGGCAGAUGGAUAGUUACCCGGCACAAACUCUGCAUUGAAGCAGGUCGGGGACAGAGGUUUGACUUGUUUGUACACCAAUCAGCUCUAUCCAGUUAUCGUCUGGUCUGAACACUCGGUUGUAUCCGAGUUGAGCCAAAUCUUCACCAUCAUGUGGAAGGAAAUCAGUCAGAAUGUUGAAGACCCAACGAGGCGCCAGCGCCACCGUCCAGAGGGAUGUCGGUGUUUGAUAUCGGUGACCAUUGACGAUGAAAGGAGCCACAGAUGCUCUCAUAUGAGUCGCAGGUUGAGUUGAAACGUAUUUGGCUUGAGGACUUCACAUUAGUUGAACAGUGGCUUGCUCGAAACAUGGACGCAACUGGGUUUUCACCAAGGCAACGAUCCCAAUCUGUGCUUAAAGCUGCAGUAUAUACCUAUUUAUUAAAAAAAAAAAUAAAUUUUUUAUGUAUUUGUUUAAAUUUUUGCUACGUUGUGAGAGUAUAACACGAGCCAGAUAAUCCGCCUCCUCCCACUGUUUCUACAGCCAACUGCAGCCACCACAACAACCAAUCAGAGCCAGGAGGAGAGUUAGCGCUGUCAGUCAAGCUCAUGUAUGCGCUGCUUAUGUCCUUCCCUAUUGCUCUCUGCUAAACUACAGCAAGUCCCCCCCCAACAUAGCUUGUCAUAAAUGCUAAAGCUAGAUAGCAUUGCUGCUAUGAUAACAGAUAGUUUUCCAGGAACAGUAAAUUAUUUCUUACUGAGCAGCAAAUAGAUGGGGGUGAUUGACAGCGCUGGUUGUUUUUGACCAGGUGCGGUUCAAUUUGCAGAUGGCUAUAAGAGCUUUUCGGAAUUGUUUCCCCCCAGCAUUUUAUUUAUUUAUUAAGAUUAUCUGUCUCGUAUUAUACUGUUGCAAUACUCUUAACAGACUAUUACCAAACCCAACAUAUUUUCUGUAAACUUACAUACUGCUGCUUUAACAGCCAGGCUGAUGCUAGGAAACCAAACGAGCUAAAAUAAUCCGUCAUAAUAAAACAAUAUCUGAUUAUGCCAGAGGGUCGAUUGCUACAAAGACGUGUAGUUCAGGCGCAGCUUUCUUGUGACCAUUAACCAAAUAUUUUGCUCCCUAACAAUACUUCAAAUUCAAACUUCUGCACUCUUGUUAAAAAAAAAAAAAAAAAAAAAAAAAACCCUCACUGAAGUCGGAUGUUGAAUCCUCAACAGCUGAAAAGCACCAAAAUAAAAACAUUCACGCCGAGAGAAUAACGUCACGAUGGCCGUAUGUAAACCUCUGACCUGAACUGGACUCGCUCCUCUUUUUGCCACCUCAGAACUUGUGUUGCCCAAAGUCGUGAGCCCAAAGUGAACCGAUGUUGUUAGUGUGCGCGUGCUUCAGUGGUUUUCAGCUCUGUACUGUGUUGCACCUGUCUGUCUUUAAAACAAGCAAACAAACAAAAAAGAAACAGAAGCAAUACUCAGCUCCUUGAUGUUACUCAUUCACAGAGUGGUGAUGUUUGUUUUAAACCAGGUGACUGUGUCUUUAAAAGACAUUUGGCUUUUGUCGUCAGGGUGCUGUGCUCCACUCAAUUCCAGAAACAUGCUGUAUGUUACAUGUGCAAUGUCCUGAACUGGUCAUGCUGUUUUUUUUAAUUUUAGUUUUUUUAAAUGAUUAUCUCCUUCAGAUGUUUAACUUAUUCCAGUGCUGUAAAACUCCAUAAAACUGCCUGUAUAUGUGACCGGUGUAGAUCCCGUGUGUUCAGAACGCACACACCACUGCUGUUUCCUCCAACAAUAAGAACCAGGAUCACAUUGUAAAGUAGCAUGAACCUGAAAUGUUGGACCUGAAUUAAAAUGCCUUACUACUGCA
Molecule: messenger RNA, 4547 nt
Organism: Gambusia affinis (western mosquitofish)
Lineage: Eukaryota; Metazoa; Chordata; Actinopteri; Cyprinodontiformes; Poeciliidae
Gene: wdr37
Product: WD repeat domain 37
Exons: 15
Coding region: 389-1945 (518 amino acids)
Cellular component (GO): preribosome, large subunit precursor
Molecular function (GO): protein binding
Source: RefSeq, a predicted model, not a curated record